Coturnix japonica (Japanese quail) is the source of this 8058-nucleotide messenger RNA. It is a transcript of the gene RIMS4, whose product is annotated as regulating synaptic membrane exocytosis 4. NCBI's taxonomy places the organism in Eukaryota, Metazoa, Chordata, Aves, Galliformes, Phasianidae. Gene Ontology annotation, cellular component: presynaptic membrane; cytoskeleton of presynaptic active zone. Gene Ontology annotation, molecular function: small GTPase binding; transmembrane transporter binding. The record is from RefSeq and is a predicted model, not a curated record. Gene Ontology annotation, biological process: regulation of synaptic vesicle exocytosis; positive regulation of synaptic transmission; calcium ion-regulated exocytosis of neurotransmitter.
GGGGCUCAGAGCCGGGCGGCAGCAGGUGGCCGCGCUCCGCUUCGGGCUCCGCGCUCCGCUCCGCUCCGCUCCGCACCGCCUCGCUUCGCCCCGCCGCCUCGCCGAGGCCCCCGCCGCAGCCAAGACGCCGCGGGCCGUGCUCCGAGUGAAGAAUGGGGCGGCCAAGCUGGCCAAACCGCCGGCGGCGGCGGCGGGUGAAACCCCCGGAGGUGCCCCCGGCUCCGGGCUCUUCAUGGAGCGGUCGCAGAGCCGCCUCAGCCUCUCCGCCUCCUUCGAGGCCUUGGCCAUCUACUUCCCCUGCAUGAACAGCUUCGACGAGGAGGACGCGGAUGGGGAUGGUCGGAGACUCAAAGGAGCCAUCCAAAGGAGCACAGAAACAGGGCUGGCUGUGGAAAUGCCCAGCCGGACCGUGCGCCAGGCCAGCCAUGAAUCCAUUGAGGACAGCAUGAACAGCUAUGGAUCGGAGGGAAACUUGAAUUUCAGUGGAGUCCAUCUGGCAUCUGCUGGGCAGUUCAGUGACUUCCUGGGCAGCAUGGGCCCUGCACAGUUUGUUGGGCGUCAGACCUUGGCCACCACCUCGAUGGGGGAUGUGGAAAUUGGCUUGCAAGAACGAAAUGGGCAGCUAGAAGUGGAUAUCAUUCAAGCUCGAGGACUCACACCGAAACCCGGCUCCAAAACACUGCCAGCUGCUUACAUCAAAGCUUACCUGUUAGAGAAUGGCGUGUGCAUUGCGAAAAAGAAGACAAAAGUGGCUCGCAAGUCAUUAGACCCUUUGUACAAUCAGGUGUUACUGUUUCCUGAGAGCCCCCAGGGCAAAGUAUUACAGGUGAUAGUCUGGGGAAACUACGGCCGCAUGGAGCGCAAGCACUUCAUGGGAGUCGCAAGGGUCCUCCUGGAAGAACUGGAUCUGUCAACUUUAGCAAUUGGCUGGUACAAGCUCUUCCCAACCUCCUCAAUGGUGGAUCCCACUACAGGCCCGCUCCUGCGCCAGUCCUCGCAGCUUUCCCUGGAGAGCACAGUGGGACCCUGCUGUGACAGGUCUUAGUGAGUAAGGAAGGGGGAACUGCUUUUGUUUUUUAAACAUGCUGUCAAGGUUUUGUUUGCUGGAACUCUGACCUCAAGCGCAAUGCAUGUUCAAUCAGUUCUUGUGGAGCUGGAAGAGGAGGAUAAACCAGUGACCUUAGACAGAAGACAAGGGGGAGGGUGCUGUACCCUCUCAGUUGGAGGAGGUGCCGUGGGGCAUGAGUCCUAGUUGUCAAAUUAGACAUACACCUCUUGUUUCGCUUCUCUCGCUGUCAUUCUUGGACCCUUGUUUCAGAUCAGCAUUAACUCUGGAAAGUUGCAGCAUUUGAAAAAUCUGGGGGGAGUAAGGAAGGUAUUUUUCCUAGCUGUGCAUCUUCCAAAUUUCUUAGGCAGAUUCUUUCUCAAAGUACCUGAAAAAUGCAGAGGCCAAUAUCUGACCUAGAAAGAGCAAGAGCAGAAAGUUUCAGAGGGAGUAUGAGUUUUUCCUAAGAUCUUAUUGAAGGAAGAAAAAAGAAAGAAACCUGUAAUUCUUUCUUUAGUAUCAAUUCCACAUCGCUGAAUCCUGUAGCACUGUCACUGCUGUGUUUUCAAACUGUGCCAAAUUACCAGCAAGUGUCUUUCCUGUAUUACUUGUGUAACACUGCUGAUGAAGCAUACUUGGUGGGAGAAUAAGUGCCUGCUUAGACCAGGCAGUUUGAACAGAGUUUGAGUUUAGCAGUCUAAUUAUCUGCAAUUUUGCUCAGAAAAAAAGCCCCACCAAACCACUGGAGGCGGGAGCUGAGCAUCAGACUUGCAGCUUGAAAUAUGCUUUAUACCUUUACACCCUCACUUGUUGCUCUGCAUCCUUCAGUCACAUCUUCUAUCUCGUGCUCUUCUUUCAUCUCCUUUGUAGCAGUAUAUACCUGCUGGAGAUGCUGCCCUUCCUGUUAUGCUAUUGGCUGACCUGAAACGGGGCUUUUUAUUCUGCCACAGGAGAAUGAGACUUUGGGGGGGUGCAGACAAAAGAAAUUUGAGUCUGUCACCUGACAGGAAGGUGCUGAGAGCACAUAACCUCCCUCAUGGAAAGAACGUUGCUUUAGGCACUCUCAGUAAUACGCAAGCAUUGUCAAAUGCCCUGAAAGAAGAGAUGCUGUCCCCAGAGUAUGAACCAGUAGUGGGUGAGGAAGCAGAAGGCACAGUGGUCACAGCAUGUAUAUUUCAUUUAAGUGCAACGCUAACUGGAAAGGAGCCUUGUAGGUGAACCUGUGAAGCACAUUCUCUGCCAGAAGAGUCACGUGCUAGAGAAAGGCAAGUUAGAUCCUUCACACAAUUAAAAUCUUCUCUUUUAAAACACUUUUUGUCCAAAAUAAUCAACAAUCUCCAAAGAUUUCCUGCUAACAGCUAGAUUUUUUUGUCAUAAUUCUUAGUGAGGAUUUGGCGAUUGCACUUUCAAAAUAAGCUUUGGAGAUGUUUUACUUUGUGAUUUAAAGGUGAAGGUCCCGUAUCAUGUUUAGGAGUGAGCAGAUCUUCAGCCUCUCACUGGGGCACACAGAGCAUUUAUUUCUGCAUGCGGACCUCAGCUUUGUUAGAAUAAAAGCAUGACUGUAGGGUGGAUGGUGAGAGCAGUUGCUUUUGAUCCAAGCUUGUAUGUGGCAUUUUAAAUCAUUUUGAGAUAAAUUACUGAAUAGAUACAAAACAAAUAGGCCUUACAAUAAUGUCUGUAAAAUUGAUAUGAUAUAAAGGAGAGAGAAGGUGCAGAAGGGACAUAGAAGGAAUGGGUUUUUAAGUGGCAAAAGCCUCAGCAUUUCAGCUAAAUCUCUUAAUUUCCUUGAAGAAAUAUGUCUCUGGCCUCUCACUAAUUAUUUUUUCUGAUCGUAUUAGACAAUUUCUAUAUAUUAGCUGAAGAAAGUUUGUUGCAUGCUGGUCAAACUAUGUUGUGGCGCUCAUUUUUUAAAGAAGCACAUUUACUGUAAUUCAAGUCAGCAUCCUUUCCUCUUGGUAUGUAGUGAGUACUAGGCAAUAUUGUACAAUACGUGUAUGAACUAGAAUAGAUUAGGUAGAUUUAGUGGUUUGUAGCACCGGAUCUUUUAAUAACUACGUCUUUAAAAGGACUGUGGGGAACUCUGAGUACGUUCCAAACCUGGCAACUGAGAAACGGGGCUUCUGUUCUGAGUAGUGCUGAACAAUUCCUAUUGGAGACUGUUUGACGUUAUCUCCUGGUAACAGCCAGUUGGUCAGCUUUGUCCUCCGUCAGUAAGGUGAACGCAACACUGCAGUCUUUUAUGUGGAAUACGAGACCGUAUAUGCCAGAAAAAAAUCCCUAUGAAAUAUUAUUUAAUGACUGUCCAUUGGAAAGCUCAGUUCCUCUCUGUGCCUGGCAACGUGUCUCUAAAUCCCAUCCCUCUAACAGCGCCUCAAGCUCAAAGAUAACUGGUGUCAUUAAAACAGGACUCAACACAGAGCAGUGUCCACCAUCUAUUUGUGGUCAUUCUGGAAGUUUGUUGUCAGGGUAAAAAAAAAAAAGGACAACAAAAAAAGGCACUUCCGCUCGUGUUGUUUCUAUUAGCAACCCAAAUUCUGCAUUUUGAGGUCAUUCUGACAGUCUGCUUUGGACUGUUUUCUUCUGCCUUGUUCCCUGGUUGGUGGUAGCCUGAUUCUCCCUUGUGUUUGAAGUCAAUUCCAAGUCCUGUUUCUCCGCAGUAAGUGAUGGUCGCAAGCUCUGGCUGCCAGGCCCAGAAAGGUGAUACAGUCCUGGUGGUUCUCCUUUGUAAGGCAGAUGGACUCACAGGAGCCCUUCCAGGAGUGCCCUCAGGGCACAGUGUCAGGUCAGGCUGUCACGUUGCCCAGGUCUCAAUUCUGGCUUCACUCAUGCCCAUGAUUCCUGCACUGACCAUGGCAUAUUGCAGUUAAAAAUGAAGUCUAGUUUUCCAUCAGUGUUAAGACUCCCCAUGUAGCAUCCAUGGCAAAUCUUGGGCUUGGAAUGGCUUCUUUUUAUAAAACCUAACCCCUUAUUUACUUUUGAAUUUGAUCUGCCAGUUUCUGUCUAAGGUGGUGUGAUGUGCUGGUUGUGAUUACCAAUGUGUUGGAGCAGUUUGCCAGGGUGGUUAUAAUCAGGGAGAGAAGAAGAGCAGGAGACUUUUAACGUAAGCAAAAGAAGCCAUCAUAGUGCUUUUGGUCUGUAAGUGCUGAUGAAGGAUGAGGCUGAGGAGAGUAUCUGUCCUGCACAAGGUUGGUUCCCUGCUCCUUGUGCAUUAGAUGCUUUGUUCUAGCAGUAGCAGGAAGGUUGCUUGCAGGAAAGAGCUGGAGAGCUGAUCCCUGUUACCUCUAUUACUGUUACUGUGGGAAACAAAGGGACUCGUGGUGCUGAGCGCAUCUCUGAGGCAGAGCCAUCUCUCCCCAUGUACCCCAGCACACCAGAGCCCCUCACGUGGCUCUUGCUCCCUUGGGCUGAGCAGAACAUGGCCACGUUUCUUCAGGCAGCAAUGCGAAUUCUCCCGGUCUCCCGGUGUUGCUUUCCCUUUGCCCCAGCACGGCUGGGAUGCCAUAGAGACAACACAAGAUCCUCAUUCUGCAGUUCAAUGCACGGGUCCUCAUCCUGUGUCCACAUCCACGUGGGCAGGCAGAGUAAGGGCCCGCUGACUCUCAGUCAGCCAAGCACAUCCCCACUUCUUGGUGUGGAUUGCUGCACAGAUUCUUGCAGAAUUAUUUGCUUUGGAUGAUGAUGUGUAUUUAAUGUUUCUAGCUACCAGAUCCUUUAUCGCCGUACUGUUCUAUAUGGGCAGGUCUUCUGGAGUCAGAAUAUCAGGGCUCCUCCUGUACAGGGGCUGUUUUUAAGACGUUGAGGCAGUUAACAGAAUCUCAACCUAAGCAUGUUUAGUAACGUUUAGACAGCAAGACAACUUUUUUAUGAGACUCAUUUUAAGUUAGUUUAUUAUUACAUGCUGUUAGUAAUAUUUUAAAACAGGAAAAAUAUUUUUCUUUAAAGACAAGAUGAUGUAUGUUUUUUAACAGAUAGCAUCAUUUAGCGUUUUCAAAGAUGUUUAUUGUCCUCAAUAUGGGGUUUACUCAUCCUUUUCAUUUCUGCGUUCCUCGUUAUAUUUUUACCACCCUUUUUUUCUUCCAAAAGAAAAGAGAUGUGUGUAAAUAACCACUGGAGAAAGAGUCCUAUAGGGAAUUCUGUUCAAACUGACCAUAAGAUCCUUAGUAAAUAUUUGUCAUUGUUCACGAACUCUCAGCUAUUAUUCGAGCCUUUGUUGAAAGAAAUAAUUGAUGUUGUAUUUUCAAGAUGAAAACGACUUAGCUAGUUUUGUCAUAAUCCUGUACUCUGUAUAAAAAUCUUUUUAUAAAGAAAGUCUACUAGGCUAACAAGCAAUAAUAUAUUCCACUUGGUGUGCACAGGUUGUGACUCGCAGGCUGUAGUACAUAUUGUUGGUACAGUUUAUAUAAUUGUCUUCAAUCUUAAUGACAUCACUUUUGAGAAAGGUCCGUAUUAACUUUGAUUGUGAACCUGAAGGUUGGGCUGUUGCCUUGUAAGAAAUAUUCAUCGUGUAGGCUUCUCUGUGAGUAUAUGUGCCCAUUAACAUGAAAUCUCUCUUAGGUGAAGAAUGAAACAGCUGUAGGCGACUUCAUACUGCAGAGUUUAAAAAUAGUUUCAAUAUAAACUUAAUGACUGUUUCAAGCGCCCUGUUUUUCUUAGGCUAUUUAGUAUUUAUAACUCAAUGAGAACGGUUCCCACUGCCACUGUAGCCCUGAUAAAGCAAAAAAACCUUUGCACUCUGGGCCGCGUGAGUUCUGCCCCAUAGCUGCCUGUUUGCCUCGAGGCAGCGCGGGCAAGAAAAAGGGAGUUUAUUUCAGAGCAGCAGAUUGAACUGCUCUCAUUUAAAGGCUCUGUGGGUUGUUUUGUCAAUUUCAUAGAUGGCAUUUGUCCCUUUUGUUAGAAAAUUCCACCCAAGGCAGCGAAAUUGCACCUUCAUAGAGGAUCAUGGGGGACUGAUGUGUAAAUGGGAGCGGGCUGCUCUGGGCUGUCCUUCAGCGAGUGAUGCUGAGCACAGCGAAAGAUUUUUCUGUGAUGGCAGGGUCAGGAUACUGGAUUUUAAGUCAGCUCUAUCGUUGUUGUGGUACCUAAAAUAGAGCAGCUUCAGAGCAGCAUCCCGCUCGGUUGCCUGUGGCCCAUCUUUGCAUUGUUUGGAGGUUGCCACCUGCCAGCUGUGCAGUGGUGCUGGAAGCCCUAAUGGGUAAUGAGAGAAAUAAUUCACAGCUGAUUGUGAAAUGCUUGGAGGAUAAAGAGCCAUGUGGAUGCUUUGCCAUCAGCAGAGCAGUCCAUGGGAACACUCACAUUCUAAUUGGUGUCCGUGUGUGUGCAGCCACAGUGCUCCCCCCUGGGGGUCACCUAGGCUGCCUGCCCGCCAUGACAGGGAACUUCCUGCAGCCCCAGCCCAGCCCCAGCCACUCGCACACAGCAGCAACAUCAGGCUCUGUCCUCAGGAGUCUCAGGCAUUUCCCACGGCGUGGACGCCUUCUGCCCUCCUUUCCCUUUGGUAGCUGCUCUUGUCCUAGUGGAAGAGAGGAACAAGAGAGUUCCUUGUAGCAUUUGGUUCUUUGCACUUUAGCAACCAAAUAUGAGGAGGAGCCAGCACCAGCCCCUUACGGAGCACCAGCAAACAGAGGCUGAGACCUAAUACUUUUCCCUUCAUGCCUUCCCAGGAGCUGAGUUGGCAGCCAGCACCGUGUGGUUAAACUGUGCUGAGCUGGGCCAGCGGGCAGCUUUGUGUUGAUGCAGCACGUCAGGAAUCGUGCGGCCCCCAGCUCAGAGAGGAGAGAGCUUUGUCCUGCAGGAAGGAUGCAUGGACACACAGCAUGUGGGAGGGGUUUAGGCAGGAGCACCCCAAGGUAGGACUCAGGGCAUGCCUGCUCCAGGGCUUGGUUUUUAGUUGCUUGGGCUCCAUGGAUUCAGAUAGCUGCCCAUAGGGCUCCAGCUCCCGAUGGGUCUUUACAUCUUGCAGCAUUCUUUCCUUGGGGCUGUUGUUCCUUACCCAGUGCUGCUCCCUGGUUUCUAUUUUGGUGAUUCCAUCUCCUGGACCUAAAGCUGCUUUGAGCUUUAUUUGGAGCAAAUCUGUGGUGUGUGCCCUCAGCCGUGUGGUGCUGGGAGCUGCAGGCUGUUCUCUGGUUCAGGUGGCAAUUGGACCUCAAGGCCCCAGCACAGUAUUACUGUGGCCCUACCACCACCCAGGGGCAAGUGUCCCAGCCACGUUUUGUGGCAGUGCUGAGCUCAGAACACAGGGUAACUCCAUGCCAAGUCUGGUUGGAGCUGAGGGUCUUGCAGGCUCUUUGCAGCCCAUGCCAUACAGUACAGCCAGCUGGGAGAAAGCAGGGAUGGGAGGAGCUGCCUCUGUGCUGGCUUUUGCUUUCCACUGCUCCCUGUGUGCGUUCUCCCUUCCCUCUCAACACGAGGCCUUACUCCAGCCCACAGGCCCAAGGAUGCCUGCAGCCCCUCUUUGCACUGCGGCAUCCAUCCCAUGCUGCUGGGCAGCCCGCAGAGCUGGCCUCUGCGUAGGGACGGGGCUGUCCUCCCAGCAUCAACCUACAGUGGGCUGCUGCCUCCGUGUGCCCCCAGGGAAAGCUGCUUCCAUUGGGUCCAACCUUUUUACAUCAUCAGUUGCUCCAGAAAACAACAAACAAUAGCUUGGCAGGGGCACCAUGCAGUUGCUACCUUCUCCUCUCGCCUUCCUGUAGGAGAGUGGGAGCUUCUCCAAAGCAUUUGGAGAUUUUUAAUGCAGCCCGCUGAGCUCUGAUCCCACAGAGCUGGAGGGGACACCAGGACGGGCAGUGUUGGCCCUGCUCCUUCCCAGGGGCAUUAAGGUGUAGGGCUGCCUUGGGUGGAAGUGUGGGACACCACAGCGGUGUGCUGCGGCUGUGGGCAAAGGAGGGUUGUGCUGUACUUCUUUCCUGUCUGUAGGUUUAAUUCAGAUGAUAUGUGAUGAUUGAGUGAUUUACAAUUCAGUGUUAAGCUAAUGAAAACAUUGAUAAUGGUGACAAUAAAAACCUUGUUUUUUUUUA